Messenger RNA from Betta splendens (Siamese fighting fish), 7030 nucleotides. RefSeq names its product solute carrier family 23 member 2 (gene slc23a2). The transcript has 16 exons. Gene Ontology annotation, biological process: L-ascorbic acid metabolic process; transmembrane transport. Lineage: Eukaryota; Metazoa; Chordata; Actinopteri; Anabantiformes; Osphronemidae. The coding region runs from base 294 to 2441 and encodes 715 amino acids. The record is from RefSeq and is a predicted model, not a curated record. Gene Ontology annotation, molecular function: transmembrane transporter activity. Gene Ontology annotation, cellular component: membrane.
CGUGCGUGAUGACGCGCGUCAGCCCCGUGGCUUUAUGAAAGGCGAAAUCCCUCCUCGGACACUCACUUACCUAAGCAGAUGUUUUAAAAGCAGUUUCUCGGUAAAGGGGCCGUUUUAUGAACCACCGGUCUCGAGGACAGUCUCGUCUCCUCGCCUUCGUCUCCGCUGUGCGCCAUAGAGUCUUCUCCCGCCGCGCGGCUCCAGCAACUCCUACCGCGGGGACCGAGGCUAGCCAGCGGACGCAGCGUUAGCGUCGAGGGGAAGUGGGCUCCCUCUUCUCUUUCAUCAGGCAGAUGCUCCCAGCCGCCCAGCUUGACAGGAGUGAUGGGAUGUGUCAACUAGAUGAGGGCAUUCUGGAUGAUGUAAUCAGACCGACUGCUUCAUCUGCAGUGUUCACACCAGAGCCACACAGAAGAGGGACAGAGAGAGAAAAGGAGGACGCUGAAGACACAGGCAUGGGUGUUGGAAAGAAUACUACCCCCAAAUCCAUGGACAGCAGCAGCGAGGGAGGAUUAUAUGAAGAGGAGAGCAAACAUGGUGCAGACUUCUACCCUAUUCCGGUGGUGGUUAAUGGUUUGGGCGGUGCCAGUGGAGACCAGGACACUGAGAACACAGAGCUGAUGGCCUACACUAAAGACAACCAAGGGGCUGAAAAGAGCUCUAUGUCUGAGACGUUGGACAGCACAGGCAGCAUGGAUGCAAAGAGGAUGGACAUGAUCUACACUAUUGAAGACACCCCACCCUGGUAUCUGUGUGUGUUUUUAGGGUUACAGCACUACUUGACGUGUUUCAGUGGAACGAUCGCGGUGCCGUUCCUCCUCGCUGAGGCCAUGUGUGUUGGCUUUGACCAGUGGGCCACCAGUCAGCUCAUUGGGACCAUCUUCUUCUGUGUGGGCAUCACCACCUUGCUACAGACCACGCUGGGCUGCAGGUUGCCUUUGUUCCAGGCCAGUGCUUUCGCAUUCCUUGCACCAGCCAGAGCCAUCCUGUCGCUGGACAAGUGGAAGUGUAACAACACUGAGAUUCCGAUAUUGAACGGAACAGAGCUCUUCCGCACAGAUCACAUUUGGCAUCCAAGGAUACGAGAGAUCCAAGGGGCUAUCAUAGUGUCGUCUCUGGUUGAAGUGUGCAUUGGAGCCCUGGGUCUGCCUGGAAUCCUCCUCAAAUACAUCGGACCUCUGACCAUCACGCCUACAGUUGCCCUCAUCGGCCUGUCUGGUUUCCAGGCUGCAGGGGAGCGGGCUGGAAAACACUGGGGCAUUGCUAUGCUGACUAUCUUCUUGGUGCUGCUCUUCUCUCAAUAUGCCAGAAAUGUUCACUUUCCUCUUCCGAUUUACAAAGCUAAGAAGGGCUGGACUUCCUAUAGGCUGCAGGUCUUCAAAAUGUUUCCUAUCAUCAUGGCCAUAUUGGUGUCUUGGCUGUUGUGUUUCAUUUUCACUGUGACGGAUGUUUUCCCACCGGAAAAGGACAAAUAUGGCUUCUACGCACGCACAGAUGCACGUCAAGGAAUCCUUAAAGCCGCACCGUGGUUCAAGGUCCCAUAUCCCUUUCAGUGGGGAACUCCCACGGUAACGGCUGCGGGUGUGAUUGGCAUGAUGAGUGCUGUGGUGGCUAGCAUCAUCGAGUCGAUUGGUGAUUACUACACCUGUGCUCGUCUCUCUUGCGCUCCUCCACCUCCUAUUCACGCUAUCAACAGGGGGAUAUUUGUGGAGGGUAUUUCCUGUGUCUUGGACGGUCUUUUUGGCACAGGCAACGGCUCCACCUCCUCCAGCCCCAAUAUAGGUGUCCUGGGAAUCACAAAGGUUGGGAGCCGGCGUGUGAUCCAGUAUGGAGCUGGCAUGAUGCUGCUGCUGGGGCUCGUGGGCAAAUUCAGCGCACUGUUUGCCUCCCUACCCGACCCGGUCCUGGGGGCUCUGUUUUGCACUUUGUUUGGUAUGAUCACAGCUGUGGGACUGUCCAACCUGCAGUUUGUCGACCUCAACUCCUCCAGGAACCUCUUUGUGUUGGGCUUCUCUAUCUUCUUUGGCCUGAUGCUGCCGAGCUACCUCAAACAGAACCCACUGGUCACCGGCAUAAUUGAGGUCGACCAAGUGUUGAACGUUCUCCUCACUACUGCCAUGUUUGUUGGAGGCUGUGUGGCCUUUAUUUUGGACAAUACAAUCCCUGGUUCCCCUGAAGAACGAGGGAUCAAGAAGCUGAAACGAGGCUCUGGUGUCAGUGCAGCAGAACUUGAAGGGAUGCGAUCCUAUGACCUUCCAUUUGGAAUGGACUUUAUGCGCAGACACCCCAUCUUCAAGUACAUCCCUAUCAGCCCCGUGUUUGCGGGAUAUUCAUGGGGGAGACUGCAGGGGGCCUGCAGGGACAGAAUGGGACAUGGGGAUGCAGUAGGAGGAGGAAUGGGAGCGGAGGGAAGCACAGCGCCAGGAGAGAGUAGAGUAUAGCCAAAGGUUGAUGACUUCAGUGUUUGAAUUUGGGGAACAAGGGAUGGUACACUAAGGUAACAGGAUGGGCGUGUGGAGGACGGGAGUGGUGCAGCGUUCAGGUGUGGAAUCAGGUGUGAUGUGCACCAAUUCCCCUUGUCAAUACUGUAUGUGUUUAUAUUGCCUUGUGUUGGUCUUCUCCCUCGUUCCACUAUGCUUUUUUUUUUUUUUUUUUAAAGUGCUGUAGCUAGUCACAGCAUGAAAGAUGUCGCCGUGCAGAGGUUAGUCUGUGUGUGUGCAUAUGUGUUUACAGUGUGCGGACGGAGAUGAUGUCAAACAAUCGAAGCUGGAUGUUUCAUGAUUCACCGCUAGCUUCUGCUGCUCGAGUCUUUCAUAAAACAUUUUGCUAAUAGAGUAGAAUAAAUUCUGCCAAUUGAGGAUUGUGCUAAACAUGACUCUAGUCUCGUUAUGCAACCGCACUGAAGACUCAGGCGUGCACACACGCUCCCAAACAGCCUCACAGGAACUAACUUGAGUGCUACAACGCACGUCAGGGUCCUGCAGAUAGGUGGAAGUAGUUUGCCGGAUGUCCUUAGCCAUGCAAAGUGAUUGUGAUUUUUUUUUCUUUGCACUCUGCUUUCUGCUUCUACCACAUGAAUGUUGCUCCUUUUGUGUCUUCAGUAAAAUUCCACAGAGACCUGUUUCGCAGCACAUUAAAUCAUCUCAUGCAAGAGAGCUUCACACGGUUUUAGAGCAACAUUCACAUGUUCACACAUACAGUUUGCUCAUCUCUUUACGGUCAUAUUUUGUGUCAUUCUCUAACAAAACCAAAACUCUUCUGUAGCUGUGUUGGGUAAGUGGUAAUUGACUUCUUCAUCAUGGAACAUAGUAGAUUUUUAUUUCAUUUUUAUAUGCACAUCUCAAGUGUUGGCACUGACAAAAGCUUUGAACUGAUGAAUGAUGACAGCAGUGCUUUAACUAAAGCUACCGCUAACUGCGCACAGUAACACAGACAAGGCCUUAUCCUAAAGAAUUUUAAUCCUUGUAAAUAUAUACAAGGUUUAUAAAUAUGGCAAAAAAUGUAAGUGGAUUUAACAAAAAGCUAAUAUAACAUUUUACCUACAGAAUGUCACCAAGGUGACUAAAGAUGCAGCAGGAUAAUGCCCCUUACUAAUAAAUGUACAGCUAAAUGACUUAUAAUUAAUUUAACUGUUUAAUUAAAAUAAAAUAAAUAUUUUGCAGUGGCCCAGUCAGAACCCAGACCUGAGUCCAAUAGAGGCUCUGAGGAAUGAUUUCACAGUUCAGCUGACUGUCGUAAGACCUCUUCAAACCACCUGCAUGAAAGUUUAAUGAGAUUUUCCCAAAAGACCCAUCAUUGUGUUUUAUUAGCACAUUGUACAUUUCCAACAAAUUCUUUUUCUUGCCACAACAUUUCUUAUGACCCGGGUGUAGAGAAUUAAAAUCCUCUGCUGAUAUUCUUUUGCAGUUUUAACAGUUCAUCCCUAGUUUUUAGCAUCAGUGAGUCAGUGUUGGUUUGUAAUACUGACACACUAUUGGACAGCACUAGUAUAUAGAAUACAGGGUUUAAUAGUUAACACACCGUUAACGCACGGAUGGUGCAUUGUGUUUGUGUGACGUCUGAUCACAGGCUGAUUGUUCUGUUUGUCCUCCUCCCGUCCUCUGUCGCCUCCUCACUUAGACUGCUUGUGUGUGUGAGUGAGUGUGAGAUAUGUAUAAAUAUACGCUAUGGCCACAUGUUUGAUGGUGUACAGACAGUUUCCGAGCAUCAGUAGCCUGUACAUUAUUUACCCAGGUGUGUAUAACGUGUCUGUAACUUGACGACACCCUGUGCCUCCGCUGCUUUAUAUGAACAGUUUGUAAAUGUAGAGUUUAAGUAGCACACUGAGAAAGAAACAACUAUUUAUGACUAAAUACUUAAGCCCACCUGAGAUUUUUACCAAAUGCUAAAAGGUUUUUUUUUUGUCCCUGUUUUGUUACCUGACACCAGUUAUUGCCCAAAAUUGGCAGACUUACAUUUUGAAGUCCUUUCCCAAAUGUUAUCUUGUUUGUUAAAGCUAUUUAUUUAUUUAUGAGAAGUUUAAUGAUUCCUUGAAGCAGGUGUAUGUUUCUAUUGCACAGUUUUGGAAAUGUAUUUAUUAGUUUACUCGUUUGAACCCUGUAUUAAGGUUGCUGUGAUGACAAUAGACCGCUGCCUCCCUCAGUCGCCACCGCAGCCUGAGAACAGUUACGUCUUUUAACAGUGGUUUCUAUUGUAAGACAUAAGCUGCUUCUAUUUCAUUCCAGUUACAGUUGCAAGAAAUGUAAUGGUAGUGUUUGCAGUUUGUUUUCUGCCUUCACUGAUGGUGAAAGGUGAUCUGACUUUCACAAGAGACACAAAUUAAGAUGAACAUAAAUGUCAAAGUUUGAAAAAGACGACAACAAUGUCCUUAUCAUCAAACAACAGGAUGGUGGAGACUGGUUUCGCUAUUACAUUUCUAACAUUUAUGUUUUUAAUCUUAAGUAUUUAAGCUCAUAACUGAUAUUGCUGAAAUAUUUUUUUUUGAUAAUACUUGUGACUUUGGUGCAGCUCAGAUCACGUUUCAUGAGCAGUUGCUGCAGAAAUCAUUACAUACAGUGCCAUUACUUUUCACUGUACAUCUGUAGAUCACAUUUUUGGGUACAUAAGAAAACAUUAUUUCACUGACUGUGCCAAGAACAUCAGAGUAGGAGCCUUUUCUAAAAUGUCAAGACAGUGCUUCUAUAUAUUUUAAGUAUGAAUGUGUUUUUAACUUAAAGACAAGCGGCCGAACCACCUUGUGACUAACUGUGCUGACCUUAGACCACCAGCAUGUCUAUAGCUGCAUUAAGACCCUAACACCCUACGUUACUUUGGUCACAGAAACCUGGGAGCAAUGAGUUAAAUGUUCAGUCAGUUGUACAUUUUUAUAUUCUGAGAUGUUUUCUUUCUGCGUGGAAUGACUAAACAUUGUUUUAAUAUUUUCAGUCUAUGCUUCACUCUGCUUUUCUGCUUUCUUCUACCUGUAGUACUGCACUGUUUCCUAGAAAAAUUACUGCUGUAGAAGUUUCAUCAGGCUAAACCAUUGGAGAUUUUCUAAAACAUUGCCCCAAAAUACUUAGACUGUAUCAGUAUUUUAUCAAAUUAUGUGACCUUUUCCAAGAAAUAUUUUGAUUUGAACAUCCAUGUCUCACUGAAUAAUAUCUUUUUCUUAGACAAGUGAUACUGUACUUCUAUGUCCAAUCACACAGACACGAGUGGUGGACUCAGAAUUGGGGCGUAGCUAGUUGGUGACAACCAAUAGGGACAGAAGCUGCAAAUCUAAACCAUCUUUCUUUAAAGACUGUCUUUAAUGUGGAUACUUUUAUGAGGAACAGUCUAAUGGAUUAAACAAAAUUAUAACGGUUUAAAUGUAGACUUAUUGGGGGAGUUGCUGUUUUGAUUGUAUUAGGCUGUACAGGUGUACCUAAUAAAGUGACCACUGAGUGCAGUUAAAGAGUUAGUUGGCUGUAGGUUAAUAGUUAUUGGCACAGCAACUGCUGUUUCUGGGGCUUUCCAGGGUAAAUGAUAAUAGAGGUCAGAGAGCAGCCACUGCCUCUUUUUGAGUCCUUCUUAGAAGCAUAUGGUUCUUUAUUACAUACACACUCAUGCACAAUUUGUGAUCUUGUUUUUGGUCUUGUCAUAUUUUUCAUGCAACCAGUUUGAUACUCCCAUUUGCAUCCCCUCUCAUCCCCACCACACCCCCCCGGUGGUAUGUGUGUGUAAAUUGGGAGCUACUGUUGUUUCUGGAUGUGGGAGAAGGCGCCUGCUGGCCACUUACUAAGAACCCAUUGAUCUCUGGCAGCUGAGUGAACCUGCCUUAACACCAAACUGCAAGAUUGGUUUCAUUGUGCUAAAAUCCUCUUGAUUUGUUUGUUCAUUUAUUUUAAAAUAAUUUGCCCACACACCUCCUUUUUAGAGACAGUACAGUUACAGAAAUGGCUAAAAUACAGUAAAAACACCUUUCAUUUUACAAGCACAGACACUUCAUGAUGGGUUUCUGGCUAAAAUGCAUAUAACAUAGUUCAACCACGGUUCUUAAGAAGGAGGUCAUAAGGCUGGUAACACAAAGGCAUCAAGCCCUUUCAUUUAUUUUGAAGGGGGUGUCUGAAGAAUAUUAUUGUUGUAUCUUUAAAAUUUUGUUUUUUUAUACAUAGUUUUUAUCUUUUUUGCAAGCAAAUAUUUUUAAGAAACAAAUAACUUUUAAUCCUAAAUCAUGCUGGAAAACGCACCAUUUUGUUGUACUUUUGUUUUUAAGUACAAAAUACAUUUUGAUCAUAUUUUGAGUCUGUGGUAUGUUGGAAUCUUAUUUGUUAGACCUUUUCAUAUUGUAUUUUUUUACUUUAACAUUGCCGUCUAUGUUAUCACCUUUCAAGUAUAAAUCAAAGAAUGAGCUGAGAAACUUUAAAAUAGAUAUUGAAUAGAAGGAAAAUGUAUAUUUAAUGGAAUAAAGUUUGCUAAACCUUCUGUAAGAGAAAUUGUGUAAACUAAUUGUAGCAAGAAAAUGUUUUAUUCUUUGUUCCUAAAACUAUUUAAUAAGAUGUUGCAGAAUUGA